Messenger RNA from Populus nigra (black poplar), 2214 nucleotides. RefSeq names its product cyclin-SDS. The record is from RefSeq and is a predicted model, not a curated record. The coding region runs from base 211 to 1911 and encodes 566 amino acids. Lineage: Eukaryota; Viridiplantae; Streptophyta; Magnoliopsida; Malpighiales; Salicaceae. Gene Ontology annotation, molecular function: cyclin-dependent protein serine/threonine kinase regulator activity. The transcript has 7 exons. Gene Ontology annotation, biological process: mitotic cell cycle phase transition; regulation of cyclin-dependent protein serine/threonine kinase activity. Gene Ontology annotation, cellular component: cyclin-dependent protein kinase holoenzyme complex; nucleus; cytoplasm.
UCUCACGUGCCCCCCCUCACAAGAAAAGGCACGCACUCCAUCACCAACGUCCAUAACCGCCUUCCUCAACUCUCCAGUGUCCACUACUAUACCAAUAACAACUCUCACUCCUCACUCUCUCAUUUUCAUUUUGCAGUAUCCAAUAACAGAAUUUAAAAGGCACAAACUCUCCCUAUCUCUCUCCUGGAAUUCAAAUUUUGCAAAACAAAAAUGAAGCUCAAACAGAGCAGCAGCAGCAGAGUGAAUAAGAAAAUCGAGCGAGAACCACCGUGCAUCGUGAAGAAGCAGCGAAGCAAGCGUCACUUACAAGUCCGCUCUCAGAUCUCACCAAUUUUACUCUCCACUAAUCUCUCUCUCAAUAAGAACAAAGGAGUCUCUGUGGAUUCGAUCUCCUGCUCUCACUUCGGCGAUGAAGUGUCUAGCGAUUCAAGCCGAGUUACAGUUGAAUCAAGUCUGAUCAGGAAGAGAAAGUUCGAAGACUCACCGUUUCGGAGGAUCACGAGAUCAUACUACAAGAACAAGGAGAAAGAGAGGACAUCAUUCGAAGUAGAAGUGGGUGAAUCUUCUUGUGUGGAGGAUUCGAAAAAUAGUAGUUCCAAAGGAAUUCAAGGCAAUUACACUUCUACCUUAUCCUCUCUUCACCAAAAUCUCAAUUCGAGGAAAAUUUCCUCGGAGAUUAAAGAAGAUGACGCCGUGUCUGUGGCUUCAGGCGUGGAAUCCUGCUUAUCACGUAAAACGACGACAAACAGAGAGACAGACCUCUCUGAGAUUUCCAGAAACGAUGCAGUUUCUGUUAAUGAGUGUGUUGUAGAGAAGCAGAAGAAGCCAAACAGCUUGGGAGGAGGAGGAGGAGAAAGUGAUGACCUGGCUUGUACAGAGGAGUUGUAUGUGGACGACGGAGUUUCGGAUUACUCGUCUUGUCAGGAGACUUUGUUCUCGGAGCUGCAAUCGGAGAUAUUCCGGGAAAAGUAUUCAUCGGACGACCUCGAUUUCUCUGAUGAUUACACGCCGUCUAUUUUCUUCGAAUCUGGAAGCGAUUUUUCUGAGAAGUCCGUAAGUGAUUCGAAUCCUUCGCAGACUUAUUCCCUGUUGCUCCAGUUCAGACAGCAAUUCUCGCGAUCUAGUUUACCUCUAGAAACUACAAAAUCAUCGUCACUCCUUGAAGCAGAGUAUCAAGAGAAUUUCGCCUUUGCGAGAUUGGACGAUGAGGAAGAUGAGGAGAGCUACAAGAGAUUGAGAGAAAGAGAGAGAAGGCAAUUGUUUUUGCACGACUACCCUGAAUUGUACCGUAACAACACGGAGUUCGGCGAUCUCAUCCUCCAGCAACGGUUGCAGAUGGUACACUGGAUUAUCGAGCAAGCAACUGCGAAGGAGUUUGACCUGGCGACCGUGUUUCUUGGAAUUAGCCUUCUGGACCGGUUCCUAGCAAUAGGGUUCUUCAAGAACAAAAGUCACCUUCAAAUUGUUGGUAUAGCUUGUCUUUCAUUGGCCACCAGAAUUGAAGAAAACCAGCCCUAUAACUGUGUUAGGCAAAAGAAUUUCAACAUUGGGAACAAUGUGUACAGCAGAAGUGAAGUAGUGGCCAUGGAAUGGCUGGUGCAGGAGGUCCUUAACUUCCGAUGCUUCUUGCCCACCAUCCACAAUUUCAUGUGGUUCUACCUGAAAGCUAUGAAAGCUGGUGCAGUGGUGGAGAAGAGGGCCAGAUACUUAGCAGUGCUGGCACUGUCAGACCUUGAGCAACUUAGGCAUUGGCCCUCAACAGUUGCAGCCACGCUUGUCAUCCUGGCUUCUCUAGAAAGCAAUGAAAUUGCAUCCUAUGGACGAGUUAUCGAGGUUCAUGUAAGAACAAACGAAAAUGACCUACACCAGUGCAUAAAGAGCCUAGAGUGGUUGCUGCAAUAUAUGAGCUAGCAGUCUAGCAGGAGAAGGAAUGAAGGAUCAUAAGAUCGCCUCUUGUACACUCGCAUUCUUUUCUCACACGCAUCACUGGUUACUGUAGAUGAAGAUAAUUGUAAAGCCUGAUAAUAACAGGUAACACAAAUCUAUUUCUUUUACGGUACAUGCUUUUACCCAACUGUUCAUAAUAUAGAAUGACAGGAUCUGUAUUCAAGGAGCUGGCUCAUGUAAAUUCAAAGACAUAAUAUUCCAAGUAUUCUUUUGUAUGUUCUACGCAAAACGAUGAUGGGAUUAUGCAGACAGAAGUUAUUUUUUUUA